Messenger RNA from Mytilus trossulus (common blue mussel), 2084 nucleotides. RefSeq names its product eukaryotic translation initiation factor 4E type 2-like. Gene Ontology annotation, molecular function: translation initiation factor activity; RNA 7-methylguanosine cap binding. The transcript has 7 exons. Gene Ontology annotation, biological process: translational initiation. Bases 185 to 877 code for a protein of 230 amino acids. The record is from RefSeq and is a predicted model, not a curated record. Gene Ontology annotation, cellular component: cytoplasm; eukaryotic translation initiation factor 4F complex. NCBI's taxonomy places the organism in Eukaryota, Metazoa, Mollusca, Bivalvia, Mytilida, Mytilidae.
CAACAAAUUUGAUGCGUACGUAAAACAUGCAUAAAUUCCUAACUGACCAAUUAUAUUUAAAGACCCUUUAGUUAAUCGCAUGACACCUAGCAAAUCCAUUGACACAUUUUUUCCGUAGGGUCAAUUUUUGUUCGGCAAAAGGCAUAAUUUUGACGUCAUCAAUUUGCCCAAACACGUGCAACUUAUGAAUAGUCAAAGCAGAACGGUCACCAAGAUGAACAGAUUAAAACAAGAGGAUAGUGGUGAGGAUGAUCAAACAGAACAGAAAAAUGAACAAGAAGAAACAGAUUCUCCAUUCAAAGUUCGACCUUCACCAAGACCAGGGCCUGGAGAACAUCCAUUACAGUUCAACUACGCAAUAUGGUUUUCACGGAAAUCUCAAGGAAAAUCUUCUGCAAGUUAUGAUCAAAAUUUAAAAUUAGUGGGAACAUUUGCAUCGGUAGAACAGUUUUGGGGUAUUUACAGUCAUCUUGUCAGACCCAGUGAUCUCACAGGUCAUUGUGAUUAUCAUCUUUUUAAAGAAGGAAUAAGGCCAAUGUGGGAGGAUAGUGCAAAUAAUAAAGGUGGAAAAUGGAUUGUUCGAUUAAAGAAAGGAUUAGGAUCCCGAUGUUGGGAGAAUUUAAUUCUUGCCAUGUUAGGAGAACAAUUUAUGGUUGGAGAAGAAAUAUGUGGUGCAGUGAUCUCAAUUAGAUAUCAGGAAGAUAUAUUAGCAUUAUGGAAUAGGACUGCCUGUGACCAAGUAACUACAUCAAGAAUCAGAGACACAUUAAAAAGAAUACUUAAUUUACCUCCUAACACAAUCAUGGAAUAUAAAACACAUAAUGAUAGCAUAAAAGACAACUCAAGUUUUAGAAAUACAGAUAUCUUCAUGAGGUGACAGUGAAUCUUUUAACGGCAAUAAACAGACAGAUUUUAGACAUUUUAACAGAAUAGUGACAAAUGUUUUACAAAUGGCACAUAGGAAGUUUUGCGAUACAAAUUUUAUGCUGUUAAUGUUAAAGAAAGGAAUUUGGACAAUAUUAAAUGAUGUAAAUGUUGAGAAAUACUCAUGCCAUAUGCAGUAUCUGUUAAUUACGACAAAUAGUAUACAGUAAGGUUAGCAGAAGUGUUCAUUUAUAUUGUAAAAGAACCUUGAGGAAAUACUCCAGAUCUGUUGUAAUUAUCUGUAAACUAUUAACACUAUGAAUGAAAACAAAUGGUAUUCUGUGUAAAUAUGUGAAACUAUUUGCUAUAUGGAUUGAAAAUAUCAGUGACUUAUUUUAGUGGGAGCUUAAAAUAAACGCAUCUUUUCAUGAAGAUAUACGAUUGUAGGUCUCUUACUAAGAAACAAAUUUACUUAUAUAAGUGAAUAUGGACACCAGUGUUACUCAAAUAAUUGUCUCAAGAUAACUAAAGACUUGAUGAAAAGAUCCUUGCAAAUUGUUUAUAAAAUGUUUUGUUCAAUAAAAGGUCCCUUCUGUUUUCUGUUCGUGAGGGUUUUUAGAUUUAUUAUUCAAGAUUUAUGGUAGUUUUAAAAUCAAUUAUCUAAAAAAAAUUCAAGCCCCAAGAAAUUAAUAAAUGGUUGGUUCACUAUAAGGCAGGAUCCAUUUCAAUUCUAAGGGUACUUGGAUUUGUGAUUCCAUAGGAAGCAGACUUAUAUCCUCCAAAAUAUUGCUUUGCAUGAAAACUCUUGUUUGUUUUAUCGGUUUUUGGAUGUAUAAUUUUACAUAACUAGCUUUCUAAAUUUUGUGGAUUUUCUAUAUUUUCUUUCAGGAGUAUUGAAUUUUAUUUGUUUAAUUAUAUAAUUUAUUUCUUGUGCCAUCUUUAGCAGAAAUCAAGGUUUUUUUAAAUGUUGUUUCAUAAAAUUUUGUAACGAUCUUAAAUCUUGUACAAAUGUCCUCCCAUUUCAGUAUUCUGAAAUUUGUUGUUCUAGCGGUAUGCCUCUUUAAAAGUGGCACAUUGUGAUUUCUUGACAGCUGUUUGAGUAGCAAUAUUCAAACCUUGAAAAUAUGUAAUAUUAAUAACAAUCAACAUGACUUCUUUUAUGAAUUAUCAUAAAAAUGUGAUAUUUUACUGUCUAUUUUAAAUAAAAGGAUAACACUUUU